AGAAAGACUUCACAGAAUGGUCCUCCCAAAGAAGGAAUUCGUGCUUUCGCACACUUUCACGGAUGUAUCGAAGAUGGAGAAGGAUAUCAGUGUUUUUAGUCCCGGUGAAGAACAUUUCAAUGUUUCGUGGAAUAUGUCAAUUUCUUGCGAGGGCGAUCACUUGGGAGUAUUUCUUCACUGCCACAAGUCGAGAGGAAAAGAGACCAUGUGGACAAUUGAUACUGAACACCAAUUCACACUCAAAACUUCGAGUGGAAAAGCUUAUAGAGAAGAUGAUAAUUUCAAUUUUCAAUUUUCGAAUGCGCAUAGUUAUGGUAAUGGAACGACUGAGUUCAUUUCCUGGAACAAAUUGAUAAAAGACUAUCUAAUCGAUGAUGUAAUCACUGUUGAAGCCGCUGUGAAGAUCAUCAAGACGACUGGAAUCUCGAAGAAAGCGCUCAAAGGCUUUGAGAAAUCGAAUGAAGAAUUUUCCGAUGUGGUUCUCGCGGUCGGAGACAAAGAGUUCUUCGUGCUCAAACAGUUCCUCGCCUACCAUUCUUCAUACUUCAAAUCUCUUCUUCUCGGAAAAUUUGCAGAAUCUGAUCAGAAGGAAGUCACACUUCAGGACAUUGAUCCCACCGAUUUUCAGAAUCUUCUAGAGGUUCUGUAUGGUGAACCCGCGAUUGAUGAUGAAACUAUCGAUGGAAUUCUUCACUUGGCUCAUAUGUACGACAUGUCUGUUCCGCUUCGAAAAUGCGAAGAGUUUCUAAUCAAUGAAUCUGAAAAGUCGAUGAAGGAUCAACUCAAAAUCGCAAAACAAUACCAAUUGGAGAAGUUGAAGAAAGCUUGUCUCCUGAAAAUCAACACAGUCGAUGAGAUCAAAGCGGCCGUGGCUGGCAAGCUGUCCGACAUGGAUCCAACAGUCGUGGCGGCUCUUUUUUAAAGUCAUUGGCUCUUCACUGAUCACCGAGAUCGAAUCUUUUAUCUUUUUUUCUGUUAUGUUUUCUCUGUUGUUAUCAUGUUACCUGUUUUACUGAAAUUUUUUGAUAAAAUUAUGUUUUUGAAC
Caenorhabditis elegans is the source of this 1045-nucleotide messenger RNA. RefSeq names its product BTB domain-containing protein (gene bath-13). The transcript has 5 exons. Lineage: Eukaryota; Metazoa; Nematoda; Chromadorea; Rhabditida; Rhabditidae. The record is from RefSeq and is marked reviewed. Bases 17 to 922 code for a protein of 301 amino acids.